AGGCCCCCAAAAAUAAAUCCUGAAAAAUCUUAGAAAACCUUUCAUAUUUCGCCUAUUUAUGCAGAGUUCAAGUUAAACAAACGGCCUAAAGAUGCCUCGAAUAACUAAAGAUCAUAUUAUGCUUUGUGCCCAUGUCAUUCUUCGGGUACCAGCCCUAUUUCUUAUGGAUUGUUGGUACAAAACCAACCCGGAAGCAAUCUUGGAAAGAUAUGGAAUUGGAAUGGGCCACAUCAGAGAUGCAGAAAUGAUCCUCUCUUCUCUGUAUUAUGCAGUCAUCCUGAUUGCUGUGGCGCUGAUGUUUCUUCCCAUGGAUAUGCUGUUCCAGCUCUACCUUCACAUCUUGUGUGGUGGACUCCUUCUCCUGGCACACUUCACUGCCUUCAAGUAUGUUGAAGAAGAGAAAGCAGAGGAAAAUCUACAUUCGUCCGUCUUUGAUGACAAUGGCAGCAUGUACAGGCUGGGGAUGCAUCUUGUAAUUCAAGUGAUUCUAAGCUCUGUUGUGGCAUACUUGAUGCAGAUCAAAGACUGGACAAGAUUCAUGUUACUCAUGUACACAUUGCCAAUGAUCGCAAGGGCAAUCAAUUUUCCUGUAACUGAACUUCAUGUGGUACACAACUUCUCAGCCAUUUUUACCAUGCUUAUGACCCUAAUGGUUGUUUUUAACCAUGUUGGGACCACCAUCGAUACAGUGAAGACAGGACUAAACAAUGCCCAUGCUAUGGUACAGAACAUUGGUUGGCUCCACUUCUUUUUUACUCUUGUGGACUGGUUCCACAUCCCACCUCAGUUCUUCGUCUUCUGGGUCAUGACCUUCCUAGCAGAGUUAUACAAAUUUACCUUUGUAAAGAACUACCAAGAUGGUGUGGUCAUAAUUCUAUUGGCAACUGUGGGGGAGUGUUGCUCCACCCCUAUCAGUCUGAUUGGAUUGUGUAUAACUGUGUCUUAUACAUCAUGGUUCAUCUUGACUUUGACUAAACUUUAUCUAAAAGGCUGGGAAGGUAUGAAUCUGGAACGGGAGCAGACUGGAUGGACCGAGGGUUUCACAAUGCUACUCUUGGGAGUGCAGACUGACAUUAUGGAGCUAAAGGCAGCUACGCGGGCAUUCUUGAUGAGUAUAGUCUUAUUCAUUGUGGUGUUAUCACUCAUCCAAUCAAUGUAUGAACUCACUGAUCCAGUUCUCCUUUCACUAAGUGCGUCCCACAGCCGGAAUGUUGUACGCCACAUCAAAACUGUCCUCCUCGCCACUUUCCUCUGGAUGUUUCCCCUGCUAAUGACAUGGGCCAUUUGUCAGUUCUUUGACCUGGAUUUCUGGCUUUUGGUCAUUAUAUCUAGUUGUUUGUUGACAUCCAUGCAAGUGUUUGGAUCACUUGUUGUGUACUCUUUGUUCAUCUACGAUUCAUUAUUGACUGAACCUUGGGAAAACUUAGAUGAUGUUGUCUAUUAUGCGAGGGCAGUUACAAGAGUCUUGGAAUUUGUUGUUGCAGUAUUCGUUGUGUUGUACGGUGCUAAAGAAUCUGUUUAUGGGGAAUGGAGUUGGAUAAAUUCCUCUAUUUUAAUCAUACAUUUCUACUUUAAUGUCUGGCAGAGGUUGCAGACGGGCUGGAAAAGUUUCCUCCUGAGACGUAAGGCGGUGCAGAAAAUUGAAUCACUGCCACUAGCUUCGCCAGAACAACUUGAGGAAUGCAAUGAUCUUUGUGCUAUCUGCUUUCAAGAAAUGACAUGUGCUCAUAUCACGCCUUGUAAGCAUUUCUUUCAUGGUAUAUGUCUCCGUAAGUGGCUCUAUGUACAGGACACCUGCCCCAUCUGCCACCAGGUUAUAAACUUUCCAAAUGAUGUAUCAGAAGAUGAGUCGGCCGAUGUACCUGAUGCUGGAAUAAGAAAUGAUGUAGUUCCACCACCUGCUAAUGAAGCGGAAGACAACCAUGCUGGAAAUGCAGAUGAGGACGGUUUGGAAAAUAGAUUCUUAAUAGAAAAUAACGACUCUGAUGAAUGGGAAGAUGUGGAUGAGGAGGAGAUCAUUGGAUACGAAGGUGGUGACAGUCACAGCGAUUAUGAGAGCACGGAUUCUCUCAGCGAUUUUGAACAGAAUCCGUCUGAAAGGAAAGCCGACUUGGAAUCUGAUCAGGUGCGCCCCAAGGUUGACGGUGCUGGGGACAAUGAGGCUAAUUUGUGAGCAUGACUGGGUUAAUGAGGCUGUAUCGGAAUGUAUUUGGUUUCCAUGUCAAUUUAAUGUUGUGUUUUGUUCAAGAGAUAAUGUCGCAAACCAGCUGUCAGUCACAUCCGACAUUGUCCUUGUGUGUUGUUCAAAAGACGCUGUGGCAAUGAUGUUUCAGUGGAAAGCCAUGUUUGACAUUGUCCUUGCGUGUUACUGUUGUUCAAGAGACUUUGCCACACUGAGGUUUCAAUAAAGUGACAUUCGACAUUUUCCUUGUAUGAUUUCAAGAGGUCGCAAUACUGUUAACAUUGUUAAAUGAUCAACCACAUCUGAGAUUCUUCCUAUUUGUGUAGUGGAUUGCUGUUAAUUUUUCAAAUACUUCAUGGUAUUCCCAUAGGGGUGGUCCUUCUUAGCUUGGUUGACAAUAGCUUGAAUUAAAUAAUCACCAAUACAUCAAGUCUUUAAUCAGGUUGGGGUGGAGGAAGGAUGUGUAAUCAUUAUUUCCCCAAACUGAUAUGCAUGUCUGGUGAGGGGAAUAAGUCAUAGUUUUGUUCCACAAUUAUGUAACUGGGGAACUUGUACAAUUGUCUCCAAUCUCACUGUAAAACAGUUUAAGAGGGAGGAGGACUAUGUUCACUGGUUCAAAAUUUCCUGAUAUGUUGGAUUAUCCCUUUACAUGGGCAAUGAAAAUUGAUAAAACCACUUAGACAAGGCUGUCAUAUUUGAUAGCCCUUGGUGGCAAGAGUCACUGGAGUCCUGGAGGGAUUUUCAACAGAUGUAACAGGCCAUCAAUUUGUAAUUCUGUUUGUGACACAUCUACCUUGAAGGGUACUUUGCAAGAAAGAACACUGUCACAAUGCCAGGACGAAAGAAGGUCAAUUUUUGUGUCGCAAUAUUAUUGUUAAAAUUGAGUGCCUGAGACGAUGAGGAGAGAUUGUAAACAGUUAUCUGCAUUCAAAUCAUUUUUCUUCCUCGUGUAAUAAAUAUGUUAUAUGAA
This is a messenger RNA of Lineus longissimus, 3152 nucleotides long. Its product is annotated as RING finger protein 145-like. The record is from RefSeq and is a predicted model, not a curated record. Lineage: Eukaryota; Metazoa; Nemertea; Pilidiophora; Heteronemertea; Lineidae. Bases 92 to 2173 code for a protein of 693 amino acids. The transcript has 2 exons. Gene Ontology annotation, cellular component: endoplasmic reticulum; endomembrane system.